GUACCAAUAUGGCAACAGUAAUUUUCAACCAUGAUGGUUAUAGACGCCACCACAGUUUUAUUUAAAUAUAAAAGCGAUUGUACUUAAUUGAUUUACUUAAAAAAAUGAUUUUAUUGUGUAAUAAACCGUGUGUCGUUAGAAUUUAUUAAAAUUGACUGUGUAAAUUAUGCAAUAUGUAAAUAAAUGAACGAUUUUUGCAUGCAUUUUGUCAUUGUUCCCCAAAUAAACAUUAACAGGUGUGCCAAAUCAGAGAAAUAAAAUUUGUAUUGUUGCAAAACGCAAAAAUAAAUAUAUAAAAUUUCAAUGUGACAGAUUUUAAGGUUUAAAAGUCUGCCACAACAUCACGAGUGAAAAUAAAUAAAUAAAUACGGGAGAAAAGUAAAUAAAUAAAAAAAUUCUUUAAAUGAAUCGUUUCACAUAUAAAGGGAAAAAAUGCAGAAAUUGAAUAACACUCAAAAUGUGGAAUAUUAAUACGUUUAAUGGAACUCGCUAUGAAUGCGGGUCGUACAUUCAAAGAAGGUGAAUCGGUUCGUCCUGAAAUACUGGGCGCCGAAAAUAAUUCUAGUUCACUAAUGCGAAGACAGUCAUUGGAAAAGCCACCAGGAAUACUUUCACCUCCAGGAUCAUUUCUUACGCCAAGCCCAUCACCGUCAAUACCUGCUAGCCCAAGACUUCAACCAUCGCCUUCAUUGUCACCUUUUCCGCAGGAUGUAAUAUUAGUAACAAACAAUACCAUUACUAAUACAACUCAAGAGCAGGAUCGCAAGGCGGCGACGCCUGGCAGACGAACAUCAAUACAUCAGCUAAGUAAUAGUCCAAAUGCUGGCACAGUGGUAUUUCGACCAAGUCCAACACAAUCACCUGCUGCAGCAGCAACUGUCGGAGCAACUGGUAAUGAAUUCAAUACGACGUUAGUCGGCUCGAACAACAUCUCGUUGCACAAGAAGGCUGGUAAACGUGUUAUUCAGACUCAUGCUGGUCAUGGACAUGGACCAACAACGACGGCUUGCAGCCCAAAAACGGCGUCGAAAAAGAUUUUAUCAUCAAUGGGUGGCAGUCCGAUAGCAAGCCCCAGUCCCAUUGCUAGUCCGAAUAGCACAACGACGUUACGACCACCGACUCCACAGCCAGUUUUACAACAAUAUCCGAUGAUGAGCACGAACAAUCAACUACUGCAAUUCAUUCAAGGACAGCAAAUAUUGAGUCAACAGCGACCGCACAUAAUUAGCACAACACAAACGGUGCAACAAUCGAUAAAUCAAUACGUGCCAACAUCGACAACAACCAAGCACAAUAAAUUACCACAACAAAUUUUGCCAAAACCUGCGUCGAAUACAAUUGCCGGCGGUUCACUGCAAUCGUCGGCUGGAAAAACUGUGAUUACGCAAACGAAAUCAGCUGCAAUAUCAAUGCAAAGUCAACAACAACAUCAACAAAUACAGCAAGUUCAAUCACAGCAUCAACAAUCCAUAAUGACAGCGACACCGCAACAGACGCAGGGGACACCUAUAAUCUUGCCAACGAAUAAUAUGAAUCAGCCUCUGUUGCUAAAUCAAAUGCCUAUGAUUGUUCAGCAGAAUACGCCGCAAGGAGUCCAGUUGAUACUACGACCAUCUGCACCACAAUUAACACCACAAGGAUUGGUCAUCCACAAUCGACCGCAGCUUCAACAACAGCAACCGCAGCAACUUUUACGAAUUCUCAACACUAACGGUCCUAUGCAAUUAGCAGCAACUACGCCAACGUUUAUUGUAUCUUCGCAAGCGAAUUUAAUUCAACAGAAUCUGCAACAAAGCAUCAAAACACAUACGGCCAAUCCAUUACAACAAAUACAAAAUUUGUCGGCUCAACAGCCGCACUUGGCUGCAGCAAUAAACAGCCAAUUGCUUGGUAGAAGCAUGGCGCAAAUUCAAAAUUUACAACUGAACGGAAAUUUAACACACAUUCAAAUGCCGAAUGGACUGAACGGUCAAUUUAUAUCACAAUUACCAACGCAGUUCCAACAGAGUUUGGCCAACUUCAAUCCGAACAUAAACUUCAAUCAAUUGAGUAGUGCGAAUUUUCAGCAAUUAGCUGCUGCAGCAGCAAAUGCCACACAAACGUUUCAGUCUCCACCGCCAACGCAAACAGGUGACGUUGUAGUUACCGGUCAAAAUAUUCAAUUCACAACGCAACAACAACCACAAACCAAUUCAAUGAGUGUAUCGUUAGCGCAAGCAAUACCAUCGUCGCCGAUAAUGACACAGCAGCCACAGCUAUUACCAUCCGUCACGCCAGAGCCGAUACGGAAUCCAACACCAAUAUCUCUGCCACCAAAUACCGUUGUAAUCCAAGACCAAAAACCCAUUCAGCACAUCGAACCGGAAAUAAUUCAGAAACCACCGAAAAAACCUAAAAAACCGAAAACUAAGAAGAUCGUUUCACCGCCAGCUAUUCAACAUUCCUCGUCAGCGUACAGCACCAAUUCCAGUACCAGCACAACAACGACAACAACAACUAACGCAACCACAAGCACGGGUAAACUGGAUUUGGCUAAUGUCAUGAAAUUAUGCGGAAUUAUGGAAGAUGAUGAUUUCAUGGACACCGAAGAACCGCUGCCUCAGCCAUCACAGCAAGCGCCGGUGGUCGAUCUACCGGUUGAAACUUCAUCAAAUUCCAUAGCUCCAACAAUGUCUAGUGGUGAUAUUAUGGUGACCAUUCCUUAUUCUCAAAAUUCCGAUGUUCCUUUUACGUUUACUAUACCGACGAGUGUGUGCAGUUCGGGUGAUUCGAACACUAAGACUACGGCAAGUAAAUCGGCUACCAUAAUGUGUGUACCAACAUCUAACUCUAACGACACCAACAAGACUGCCAACGACCAACAGUUCAUGAUUAAAAUUGAUAAUGUGGAUGUCACGUCUGGCUAUCCGCUUACAAUAUCUAUUCCUCGCAGCAUUAGCGACAGCAGUGGUGACACAAAAGUGAGCACUUCCAGCAAUAUCGUUGCAACAAAUGCAUCGAAUAUGGUUAACAUGUGCGUGCCAACAUUCGUCAAUAAUGCUCUGAAUAGUGCGGUGACCCCGACGUUACAGAGUCAAAUCAAUGAAAUUCAAAAUCAAUUGAUGGGUGUUGUCAAUCAAGCUGGAACAAUUAUAACGGCAUGUACGAGUACCGGAUCUGGUGUAUCAAUGCCGAUUUCAACUCCAACGAUAACAACAACACUACCGCAGACCGUGUCCCAGCAAACACCUAUUGUAGCAACGGUAACAACGACGAAAGCCAAAAAGAAGCAAGUGAAAAAGAAUGGAAAACGGAUCGACACAAUUCCUACCGCAUCGGGAAACGUUCCCAGCCAGAUUGGUAACAUUCAAAUAUCCCAGAUCGAUGCCAGCAAAUCGUCCAUAACGACCAACAAAACAACGAUUGAGAAUCAAAUUCAAAUCACGCCAAUCAUUGACACAAAGCCCAUCAUCAGUCAUCCCCUACCUUCGAAUGCCAUUGUUAAUACAACUAUUCAGCAAGCACCGACACAACAGCAACAACAAACCAUUCAGCCGAAUCCGUUAGCCAUAAACUUGCAGCAAAAUGUUCAGAUUGUGACUGCAGCCUCAUCCCAACAAACAAUUUUACAAAAUCCUGGCCAACAGCAAUCGGACAUGAUUAACACACAGCAACUUCAGCAACCGUCAAUUCAAACUGCCAACACGGUGCAAAAUCUACAGCAAGGAACUAUUGUCAAUACAAACGCACAACAACAACAACAACAACAACAGCAGCAGCAACAACAACAGCAGCAACAGCAGCAGCAGCAACAACAACAACAACAGCAACAGCAGCAGCAGCAACAGCAGCAGCAGCAGCAACAACAUCACAUUCAAGUAUCUCAGCAGAAUUUACAAAUGCAAAUGUUACAGCAACCACAGCCACAACCAACCAUUCCUCAACUAACCGGUAGCUUAAGUUUAUCACUGGUCGAAGAUGGGCGGUUAAUCUUAAGACAUAAUCCAAAUCUGCAACAAGACACACAAUCUCAAGUAAUUUUGCAAGCAAUACUGAGCGGAGCUUUGUGCAAUGUAACUUUGAUCAACGAACCACUAAUUGAAAAGGCACCAAAAUUGAAUAAUACAACCAGUACGAGUUCAGUGUCCAGAGCUAUAGCGUCAACAGUCACCACAACGACGAACAAAAAUGUUGUGGUCACCGGACAGCCGCAAUUCGUACAGCACAACAUAUUCACAAACGCGGUCCAAACUCAAUCGGAAAGCCAAGUAUUCUCACCUCCGCCACCGCAGCAACAAAUUGCAUUUCAACAUCACCAAUUGCAACAGAUGACAACCAUGGUUCAACAGAAUCAGAUGUCGCAACAACCCCAACAAUUGAUUCAGCUACCACAGCCACAGCACCAUACGCAGCAGCAAGCCCAACAACAUCAAUUGACACAAAUCAAAAAGGAACCAGCUCCAACAGUGGUUGUGAAUCCAAAUGCAGCUAAACUCAUCGAACUGCCGAAAAUCGAUGCGAAUCAGCAGCUUUUUUCGCUGAACACAUUAACUAAUCAAAUAACGCAAUUGAAUCCCAGUUUAACGACGGCUAAUCUCGGACCAAUGGAACGUUUACUGAUUGUACCGGCCGGUAUUAACACUCAACAGUUAGCGCAAUGUUUGAUACAAGGCCAAAUUCAUUUCAACAAUAUUGGGCAAGCAACUGAAUCAUUGAGGCCGCAACAACAAGUCAAACCUCAGCCAAAUGUCCAGCAAACUGUAUGUGAUAAAAAUAAAACUACCGUCGUAGAAACGAAACAAAAGAAAGUGAAAACGAAAAAGACUAAACCGGAAAUAGUGAAACCUGUUCGGCCUGUACAAAUGCCUAAAAGUAUUCCCCAUGCUCAAGAAACCAAACCGCAACUGAUUCAUCCGGACGAAAAGCAUCUCAUCGCCACGUCGCGGCCACCAUCAACGUCGUCCGUGUGCAGUAACACAUCGAUAUCAUCGAAUCAAAGCUCGACGCAAAACCAUUUCAGCCAACCAAUUGCUCAUAACGGACCAUCUAAUUCAAAUGUACAAAUUGUGCGACCAUCCGUUGCACCAAAUAACGUUCACGUCCGGAACAUCAACACGUCACAGUGCAAUACGACGCCCAGCAAUGUAAAUGCCAAUUCUAUUAUAUCGACCAAUAAUACCAUUCGCCUGCCAUCGACAACGGCUCAACGGUCACCGCAUUUACCGCAUCAGAAUCAGCAACACCAUUCAACAGGUGCUAUAUCGCAGGCUAAUAAUACUACUGGACCUCAUAUGCAACAGCAGCAGCAGCAGCAACAACAACAACAACAACAGUUACAACAGCAAAAUCAAUCAACUAUCAUCAACACUAAUCAACAAGCCUUUCAGAAAUCAGCAGUGUUGCCUAGCCAACUCGUUAGUCCAUCUCUAUCGACACAACAACAACAACAACAACAACAACAGCAGCAGCAACAGCAAAUCAAAGUACCAGCACCUCAAUUAACACCGAAUUCAGUUCCACCAUUGGUGAAUGUUAAUUCAACGCAACAAAUGCCACGAGUUCAAACCAUUCAGUUAACUCCACAGAAGCAGCAAUUGUUGAAAAAUGUUCAACUACAAAUUCAGACGUUAUCGUCAAAAUUACAAAACAAAAGCUUGUUAUCAACACUGUCAUUUCCAUCCGAUUUCGAUGCAAACAAUCCUCUGUACAACAAACCACUGCCGCAAUUCAACAUGAAUAACUUGAUGAGCGAUGCUGACAUUCAUCAAGCGUUGCAGCGUUUAUUUAUCGAACAGCAAAAGAUUCUAGCCACCGGAAAAAUAAUACCAACUCUACCCACCGGUCACGGUUUCACGACAACAGCUGCACGGGCAAUGUCCCCGAUCACGUUAAAUAAUCCAAUUUGUAUUGCACCGUCGGGAACAUUGAUAUCCCCCAUUCCGACUACAUCUCCGAAAAUCAAGCAAGAGCCGAUAGCAUCAGUGAACACACCGAGUCCAAUCAUUCAGCCAGUUCUGAGCAGUUGUUCGUUACAAGGUCAUCAACAGCAGUCGAUGCAAAUAAGCAAUAAUCAAUCAGCCGUGUCCACUGUCGAUGUAAAGCCAACACUUCCCAUUCAGCUUCGACCCGAUACUUCUGUGCCACACACCACCUCGUUCGCCGUAUCAAAAACAUUGUCAGAUCCAAUCAAGUUGUUAGAGCCACCGACGCCACCGUCUGUUAAGCCGACCAGUCCGAAGAUGAAAGUGCCACGGCAUUGUUUGUUCGAACAGCAACUGGCUGUUGAUCAGGAGAGCUGCAAAAAUCCCGAUUAUCAAAAUCCGUUUCAGAGCAAGGACGAUGCCGUUAAGAGAUUGAUCAGAUAUCACUGUUUGUAUGCUCAAGACGAAGAUGUUCAGUCAGAUGAGGAAGAGUAUUUCCAGAGAACAGCUGACUGUUUUCAACUGCAAUUCAAGGAUAUGAUCAACAAAUAUCAGUCUCUCUUAAUGAAAGACUCAGUGAUGCAUGUGAAAACGUCGGAACUGAUGAUGAUCGAUCGGAUGUUCAAUGGCGACAUUCAGGAGGAAAUUCUGAAUAUGCAAAUCGACAUAAGUAAUUCGAUGACUAAUGCCAAUUCAUACUGCAAGCCACUGCCGACGCAUAACAUUCCACGUCGGGAACAUGAGCAGGUAAAUUUUGUGCCGAUAAAGGAUGAAGUGAAGCCACAACACUUCACAAAGGACUUACAUCAUCAUCACCAUCAACAACAACAGCAGCAACCGCCACACCAACGAUUAAUCCAACAACAUCAAUCGAAUCAACAACUGCAACAGAAUCAACAAACAGGCAAAUCCGAACCAAAUUUGACAAGUGAAAUAAAACCACUGCCCGGCGUAGAUAUUGUAAUACCAAAAAGUGUUGAGUCCAUUCCCGCUCAGAGGACUACCAAUAAAAAUGUGAACAUUGUGCCACCGAUAAAAACUGAACAAAAAAGUGAUAAGUUCUGCGUUCAAGAGUCUUAUAACAAUGUGAUAUCGCCCAAAAUGAAUACGAAUGUGAAAAAGGAAGUUGAUCAUUUCGAUAUUGAAUCGGAGAUAACUCCUAACAUCAUAUUGAGGAAGUGUGAACCAACCUACCGUGUCAGUCCGGUCAAUUCGGACUUUAAUAUCGAUUACGUUUGCAAUUCGAGUGGCAGCAGCCAGUCGAUAAAUAAUCCGGUCAAGAAACGGGAAGAGGAUGUUCCAAAGGAACCGUACGACGAAUGGUCAUGCAUACAAAAGGAACUGAGCUUAAUGGCUGAGAAACGUGCCGAACAGAAUCGUAUGAAUGAGAUUUACAGUCAACCGACUUUGAAGGUUAACGUAGACAAUCAUUUGAACGACCUGUUUAUCGGUCGCGCCGAUAGCCUGAAAUUGAAUGCAGUCGCCCAGAAUUCGCCAUUAUCGGAACUAUUUAGCACAACCGAUCCGGUCAAUCAUCAUUCGAAUAUGAACCACAACAAAUCGGUGGAACAUCGUUUGGAUGCUAUGUUUGGCGACGAUUCCGAUCUGGAGAAAUCGAAUGAUUUGGUUGAGACGCGUCUGGAUGCAUUAUUCCACGGUUCGCCCAUUUCGUCAGAACAUCAUAACCAUCAGCAGCAGCAGCAUAGUCAACAACAUAGUCUGUUGUCCAGUUCUGACUACGUAAUGCAUCACAACCAACAACACAUCCAGCAUAACAUUCAUUCGAAUUCGAUUCAUGCAAACCCUAAACGGCAAUGGAAUAACAAUGGCGAAAUGCUAUCACCGUCAUCUCCGCCACUAUUCUCGUCGAAACGAUCGUGUAUGGUUUCAACAUUUGUUGAGGAGCAUGGCAAUCGUUGGAUGAUGGACUGUCAACAGCAACCGUUCGAUUUCAUACCAAAUAAUGCCAAUCACGACAUCAACAAACGUUUAUGGAACGGUGACAGCAUCGAUCAUAUGCCCAAUAAGAAAAUAUGCUUCAAUAACGUGAACAAAGGGCACGACAUCGACCGAGAACUGUUGAGCCUUUCGUCAUCGCCUCAACCAUUAGACAAUACGGCCUUAAUGAAUUUACAUCAAUUGCACAAUGAAAAUGCAUUCGAUUCAUUGACAUCAUCGGCUAUGGGUGGAGGCAGCAGUAGUACAGCCAAUACCAGCAACAAUAGUAUCACAUCGAACUUUGACGAUGACAUAAAUCGUCAUGUCCAGAAUGCCAUCGAUAGCAUACUGAAUCUGCAAAACAGCGAAACCGAUUCGCUUCACUUUUCGCUGGAUCAAACGAUGAAUUCAUUUCUAGCCGACAGUCCACUGAGUGCGUCGGGCAUGACAACGACCACACAGCAUCGUGCCCAAUCGUCCGUACGGCAACGGCGAAACAAUCGCAUGGAUGACAUCAGCGAUUGUUUAAUUAGUGGCGUCGGUUCGGGCGACAUGAUGAUGGACUCGCCGCCAUUGCCAUCGUCGUCCGGUACUAAUGAUUUUAAUAUGACUAGUGGAAUUGAUGAAGCUAUCAAAUCGAUUAUAACGUCUUGACAACUUUCAAUUGAAUUUAGUACGACUGCGUUGUGAAUUUUCGGUUUUAGAAGCAAAAGAAAAUUUAUUUUUUGAAUGAUCCACGGAGGGGGUGGAGGCGAGUUUCUUUGUUUGUUUUCUUUUCUUUUUUUUUAUUUUAAAAUGGAAAAAUUUAAACGGAAAAAAUUUGUUUUUAAAUUUUUUUAUUUUACACUUUUUUACUUUGAUUACAUACAGUUUACGUAUUACGAAGCAAGAAAAUAAAGUCUCAAAUUUGGUGUGUAGAUGUGUAUGUACAUAAAUAUAUACAAAAAACAAAAAGACAACGGUAAGUUAAAACAAAGCAAAAAUGUAAAAAAUUUAAAAGUAAAAAAUAAAAACUAAAAAAAA
Bradysia coprophila is the source of this 8861-nucleotide messenger RNA. RefSeq names its product BRD4 interacting chromatin remodeling complex associated protein (gene Bicra). Lineage: Eukaryota; Metazoa; Arthropoda; Insecta; Diptera; Sciaridae. The record is from RefSeq and is a predicted model, not a curated record. Gene Ontology annotation, cellular component: mediator complex. Gene Ontology annotation, molecular function: transcription coactivator activity; transcription factor binding. Gene Ontology annotation, biological process: positive regulation of transcription by RNA polymerase II.